Spodoptera littoralis (African cotton leafworm) is the source of this 2721-nucleotide messenger RNA. NCBI's taxonomy places the organism in Eukaryota, Metazoa, Arthropoda, Insecta, Lepidoptera, Noctuidae. The record is from the annotation of a GenBank genome assembly.
AUGGCCGCAUGGCCCCCUGACAGCGGCCGAUUUGAUAACUUUACACAAAAUAGUUUUAUGAACUUUACUUCUGGACAAUUUACAGACAAUUUAAAUUCCGGUUUAAAAUAUCAUGAUUUGGACGCAAAGUUUAAUAGUUUUCAAGUGCAUAAUUACGACAAAAAAGCUUCUGGAAGCACAGUGACGUCGGAAAGUGAAAUAAAUUCCAAGGACAACAGUGCAGAAAAUUCAAUAGAAUUCCCAUCCCACGAUGACUCAGUAUCGGACUUGCAAAACUCGAAUGUUGACAUCGCUUCUAACAUGGAUAAGAGCAAGAGGAAGCCGGAGGACAGCAGUGCGAGGUACAAAUGUGAAUAUGAGGGUUGUGAACGCACAUACAGCACUGUCGGAAACCUGCGCACACACAUGAAAACACACAAGGGUGAAUACAGGUUCAAAUGUCCGAUGCAAUCAUGUGAGAAAGCAUUUCUAACGUCAUACAGUCUGAAGAUACACAUUCGCGCGCACACGAAAGCGAAACCUUUCGCUUGCACCAUAGGUUCCUGCAGAAAAGCCUUCAACACAUUAUACAGAUUAAGGGCUCAUCAUCGGCUGCACAGCGGUGACACUUUUAACUGCACUGCAGAUGGAUGCACGAAGUUCUUCACGACCCUCAGCGACCUUAAGAAACACAUACGAACACAUACACAGGAGAGGCCGUACAAAUGUCGAACAGAAGGAUGUGGUAAGUCGUUUACGGCGUCACAUCACUUGAAGGCUCACGGGCGCACUCACUCGGGGGCGCGGCCCCACGCCUGUCCGGAGCCUGGCUGCGGGAGGCUGUUCUCCACCGCUACCAGUCUCAAAGCUCACGCGGUGAAACAUCAGAUCAAAACCGAACCAGUCAAAGAUAUCAUUGAACCUAUACAGAAACAAAUACAACCGACCAAAACAGGCGAAGAUGUCAUGAACUGGGACAGCCUACUCGAAUCCUUUGGCAGAAUCACGACCGAAUCCAACUCAACAGACGGCAGCUUAGAGGACAUCACCAAAGUCAACACUGUCGACAUAACAGAACUCCUUUUCUCAGAAAACAAUCAAAACCUUAAAAAUAUAGAAACAGAUGACCUCGCUGUGGACUAUGAUCUAGCCAGUCUCACUCUAUCACCAUUCGCAGUCGAUAAAGUUGACAGGAAAACCGAAAAUCCGUGGGUCGAUGUGAACGAUCUACAACCCAUGGUACCCCUACAAACACCUGAGAUUGAGAUGACACAUCCCAAGUUAGAAGUCAAGUCCAAAGCGAUGCAACUGGCGUUGGCAAAUGAAAUCGAAGAUCAAGCACCGUGGGUGGAUGUGAGCGCUCUAGCAGCUUCAAUAUCAGAAACCCCAGUUUGCAUCGAAGAAAAAACUCCAGAAAGCAUUUUCACGCUAGCAACCUUUGUACCCACACAUAUGCAGAGUUACAUAGACUUGAGUACAGAAGUUGCACCGACCGCCAAUCUUAUAACUCACGACUCAUUCAAUUUAGAUACUCCAAGUGUACUAGACGUUGGCGAUAAAGUGUUCAACGACAGUGAAAUAGUCACUAAUCUCGAUACGAAUAAAAUAGAUACUGAUAUCGACUUAUUCUUAGGGUCUGAUGAUGAUAGAUCUCUGAACACACCUCCUCCGUCCAAAGUAAGGCAGAACAUCGAAAUAAACCCAGCCAACUCGGUUCUCUUCAAUACGGACUUAGAUUUGGAAGAUACAUUAUUGUUUGAUAAUGAACCUCCCUCUGAUAUGUAUGUAGUGAGGACUGAGAAUAUAUUUGGUAAGGUUGCGAAAAGGAAUACACUGGAACAGUUGGCGGCUGACGCUGGCAUCUGUUCGUGUAUGACUUGUGAGUGUGAUCCUUCUGUUGGGGAGUGCAGGGGCGAUUGUUCUGAAGAAGAACCUCUCGUGGAGCCUCCCAAGCCGCAGCAAUGUCUGGACGAUACGUGUUCAUGUAUCGAUUGCAAAUGCGACCACGAAGCUAUGAAGUGCGCAGUAGGUUGUGGGCAAGCUACUGACACAAAUCACAACACGUUCUUACAUUAUCAUCGGCGACACAACAAUUCAAACUUAGAAGAUUUAGGAAUAUUUACUGUUCAUGAAGGUGAAGAAACUCUUCAAACUUCAGCAUUGAUGAAAAGUUUCGCGUGCUCAUGUAGUGGUCAUGGAUCUGGUGAAAAAUGUGGUCAUCAUCAAGAUGAGCAGAAGCGGUCGUGUGGUGACAAGAAGAAAACUUGCAGUGGUGAGAAGACACCUUGUAGUGCCAAAAAAGCCUCUUGUGGUGAAAAGAAAUCACCCUGUAGCGAAAAUAAGUCUCCUUGCAGUGAGAGCAAAUCGCUAUGUAGUGGCAAGAAGUCGUCAUGCAGCGGCAACAAUACUCCUUUUACUGACAGUGAUACUCCUUGUAGCACCAACAAGACCCCUUGUGGUGGCAAAUCGACGCCCUGUGGUGGUGAGAAAACGCCAUGUGGCGCCAAAAAGUCACCAUGUAGCGGCAAAAAAUCUACUGAAGGUUCGUGUCAAAACGCCAAAAAGUCUAUUGCCGAAGAAGUAUCGUCUUGUACGGUCAAAAAAGAAAAAUGCUGUGAUGGCGACGAGGCGUGUUGCGUUACAAUAUGUUUCAAGAAACUUGAAGCUUUCAAACAAUUUAUUUCAGAUAAUGACCUGAUGCAGGCUUUGAAAACGCAUAAUUUCAAUCUAACAUCGAGUUAA